Messenger RNA from Coffea eugenioides, 875 nucleotides. RefSeq names its product heavy metal-associated isoprenylated plant protein 39-like. Gene Ontology annotation, molecular function: metal ion binding. The coding region runs from base 258 to 845 and encodes 195 amino acids. Lineage: Eukaryota; Viridiplantae; Streptophyta; Magnoliopsida; Gentianales; Rubiaceae. The record is from RefSeq and is a predicted model, not a curated record. The transcript has 3 exons.
ACAAAAACACCCAUCCCUUCUAUCUCCUCUCCAUCUUUUUUCAAAAAGAGAAUCAUUCUGUUUCUGUCUCUUGUCUCUGUAUCUUCAUUUUCCCUCAAUCUACCUCACCAAUUCCACUCUCUCUCUCUCUCUCUCCCCCCCCCCCCCCAUUGCCAGCUAUAUUGCUUCCCAUAACUAUAUUCUUGAUUGGAUUCUUCAUUCCAGAUUGAUUUUCCCAGCUCACUGUCAAAGUCCCUCCUAAUUCAUACUCCUAACAGAUGAAGAAGUUUAUCUUGAGACUGGACUUGCAUGAUGACAAAGAGAAGCGGAAGGCUUUGAAGACAGUCGCUGCCCUUCAAGGGAUUGAUGAGAUGACCAUUGAUCUCAAGGGCAAGAAACUAACAAUAAUUGGAACAGUUGAUCCAGUUGACGUGGUGAGCAAAUUGCGCAAAUUUUGGCCAACAGAUAUAAUCCUAGUUGGUCCCGCUAAAGAGCCCGAGAAAAAGGAGGAGCCAAAGAAGGAAGAAGCUAAGAAAGAUGAAGCAAAGAAAGAGGAAGGCAAAGAGGAGCCGAAGAAAGAAGAGUCCAAGAAGGAAGAAUCAAAAAAAGAGGAACCUAAGAAAGAUGAAGAGAAAAAAGCUCCAGAACCAGCGCCAGUUCAGGUUCAAGUUCCAGUUCCAGUUGGUGGCUCAGUAUUGCCGUAUCAUUACCCUCCAAUGCAGAGCUCAGUAAUGCCAUAUCGGCCAUAUUACCCUCCAAUGCAGAGCUCAGUAAUGCCAUAUCGGCCAUAUUACCCUCCAAUGCAGACCUAUUAUUACCCUAACCACAGCGUGGAAGAGAAUCCAAAUGGAUGUGUUAUUUGUUAAUUUUGGCACGACUGUUUUGCCUUUUCUUUU